Molecule: messenger RNA, 658 nt
Organism: Beta vulgaris subsp. vulgaris (sugar beet)
Lineage: Eukaryota; Viridiplantae; Streptophyta; Magnoliopsida; Caryophyllales; Amaranthaceae
Product: ubiquitin-fold modifier 1
Exons: 4
Coding region: 74-370 (98 amino acids)
Biological process (GO): protein K69-linked ufmylation
Cellular component (GO): nucleus; cytoplasm
Source: RefSeq, a predicted model, not a curated record
AAGAAUCCCUCCCUAAUCCCUAUUAUUGAAGGAGAUUAAAAAGAGAAAGAAAGAGGAAGAACUAAGAAAAAGAAUGGCGAGUGGAGGAGGAGCAGCAGCAGGAGGCAAGGUGUCGUUCAAGAUUACACUGACUUCGGAUCCAAAACUUCCAUUCAAAGUAUUUUGUGUGCCUGAAGCCGCACCUUUCACCGCCGUUCUCAAAUUCGCCGCCGAGGAAUUUAAGGUGCCUCCUCAGACCAGCGCUAUCAUCACUGAUGAUGGCGUUGGUAUUAAUCCUCAGCAAAGUGCAGGUAAUGUCUUCCUCAAGCAUGGGUCUGAAUUGCGGCUGAUUCCCCGCGAUAGAGUUGGUGCUUUGGAGACUUCCUUUUAGAUGAUCUUGUCAUAAGAAUUCACAAUUUGGCUAUUUUCUCAAUGUACUUGUUUAUGGUUUUUGAUGUAAAAAGCCAAGGCCUAAUAGGACUUGUAAGUUCUACAACGUGCAAUAUCUAAACUGUAAUAAUAUUAGUGACUAGUGCCUGCUGAUCUGAAAAAGUAAAUCAAUAACGAAGGUAAUGGUCCAUGAUCCAAGUUAUUACGUGUGUUUUGAAGAUCUUUGAAGAAAUGGAGUUUUGUGGAAUUUGGACGAAGUUUACUUUGCCAUUUAAUAUUAUUGUUUAUU